GGCGCCUCAAAUAACCGGAAGAGAUAACUCCUACUUCCACCCGGUCAGUCUGUAGCUUCCGUGUGGCCCUGUCUGAAGUCGUCAACACGCCGUCCUGCCUCAAAUUGUAAUUGGCGCUAGCUAUAUUUAAAUUCACUGGGAAGCUAAACUUCAAGAUAUGCAUAUUAAACCAGGUUCUUGGGAGGCCAACAACGCCGUAUGUGAGUCAGAUCGCCUGUGUGACCCUGCUGUUCUGGUUUCACCCCCCAAGCCUGAGCCUCACAUCCGGAACCGCCGUCUUUCUCCUGGUUCUGGCAUUUGUGGCGGAGGGGGAGGAGGCUCCUCUGCGGGGCCUGACAAGCAAUUCAGACAGGUUUCUCCAUCGGCGCCCGAGGCCGUUCUGAACGGGAUAGGCCAACCAUUUGCGUUUCCUCACAGCCGCGAGAGGGAGCGGAGGGGCCACAUCAGAGGCCGCGGCCCCCGACGGGAGAGCCCAAGGGUGAGUGGACGCCCCAGCGACAAGGCCCAGAGACCCGGCCCCAUCCAGAAGGCCCGGUGGGUGGAGGACAGCCUGUCUUUGCUCAAGCCUCCACCGUCCUUCCCGGUGAAGGACAGCCCUGCCAAGCUGCAACCGGCCGUGAGUUACGCUUCCAAGGUGAAGGCAGGGGGUGGCGUGGCGGGGGGCACCGAGGAGCCCCCCGGCAUCGGGGUGCUGCUGCAGAACCAGUGGGGGCUGAGCUUUAUCAGUGACGGACCCGCUGAAAACAGUCCCUCUGCAGCGGCCCCUGAACCGACUCAAAACCUAACCCCCCCGGCUACGUCAGAACCUGCGGCCAGCCACCCCGUUGCCCCCUCGAACCCCCUCACUGGAGAUAUGGACUCUGAAAAGCCUGCCCUCCCCACCACUCCUGCCCUUGCUGUGUCCUUCUCCAUGGAGCUGUGCAACAGACAGGAUGAAAGCUCUGGAGAGCUGCUGCUCACCUGUCGCCACCUGGUAGAGGCUAUGCAAUAUCACGUCCAAGAAUGGAACACUGUGUACAACAGACAGAAAGAAGAUCCAGAGAAGGUGGUCUGGUACAAGAACUCCCUGGAGCAGCCGGCCUAGCACCAGGACGCACGGGACACUUAUUUUUGUUGUUUUUCUUUCUUUCUUUUUUCUUUUCUUUCUUUUUCUCCGUACAUGUACACACAAACACACUUGUAUGUACCUAGCAGCCAUGCUAUUGCUCUCACACGUGUACACACAAACACACAAAACAAACACACAUACAUAGACACACUGCACUCAGGUUGAUCUUUUUCACACAUCCACAAUGAAACACUUUGAUCCUAUCCCUUGAAGAGAGAAUUAAGUCUUGGACUUCUCGGUUGCCUUACAACAGAGCCUGCCUCAGUGAACCUGAUUUCUUGUACAUUGCUCGAAUGGAUAGCCUCAUCAGCCCCUUCUCCUUGUUUUUUUAAACCAUCACAAAAAAUAAUUGAGAAUUUUUAAAGAUGGGUCUGUAUUAAGAGCUGUAAUUUUAUUGUAAAGAACUACAGUUUUAUUCUAAAGAUGUCCUAUUUCCCUUCCAUUGUUUGGGGGUCCCCUCUGACAUGCGAGUGGUCAAUCAAGCACUUUCCUAUCCGUUGUGAUUGUGAACAGAGCUUUCUAAUACAGCCCUCUCAGACUGAUUGUAUUUUUUAAAGCACAGACUUAAAAUAUAUCUGUAGUAACCUAACCCCCACCCCCUUAAAACAUCCUUUCACACUUGCUUUCAUAUACUUUUUUUUUUUUUUUUUUGUCCCCUAUAGGGAUUGCUAUAUGUGCUUUCCCCACGAGUUUACGUAGGUGCAGCUUGCACAGUGUGGAAGUGCCCUUUUUUGAGUGUGUGUGUGUGUGUGUGUGUGUGGUGUGUAUUUCCCCUCUUCCCUGCCUCCUUUUUGACACACCCAAUUUAGUUCAAUGUUUGGUUGAAUGUCAAUCAUACACCCAGUCUAGGAUCAUAGUUGAUUUUAUUAUGGGUUAUGAUUUUGGGUUAGAAUGGAAAAUUUAUAUUAUUAAAGAGCCUACACUGGAGGAAGUUUUGAUGGUAAAUCAGCAGUAUUGAAAAAUUAAAAAUAAAAGAAGUUAUCAACAUGA
Clupea harengus (Atlantic herring) is the source of this 2098-nucleotide messenger RNA. RefSeq lists its product as uncharacterized. Gene Ontology annotation, cellular component: cytoplasmic stress granule; nucleoplasm. The record is from RefSeq and is a predicted model, not a curated record. NCBI's taxonomy places the organism in Eukaryota, Metazoa, Chordata, Actinopteri, Clupeiformes, Clupeidae. Gene Ontology annotation, molecular function: RNA binding.